UUAUAUUUCUAAAUAACUCACUUUCUAGAUUAUAGGAGCUAAAUAAUAUGUUUAUAACACAAUAUUGCUAUAUUAUAGGAACCAAAUAACUAUCAAUUAUUUCCAAGAAUAAAAUGUGAUUUGGAAAUUCUGUUAUCAAUUUUUACUUCCAUAUCUUGUACCAUCGUGUUUGAAAGAGACUGCAAGGAGCAAAAAUAUUUCUCGAGACUUCUACACGUAAUCAAGUACAUUUUUAAAACUAAACUGUUUUCAUAUUAAUUUGUGUUUUUUAUAUAGUUCAUUUACAAAAUAAAUUUAAAUGUUUUAUAAAUUCUUUAUAAAAUUUAUACACAAAGCGUUAAGUUUAGUUUUUGUUAACUUUCUUAUUUUGUGAAAUGUUUGAUUAUCUUUGGAGAUGAUAAUAUUUUAAUAUUUUCAAAAUUAUAUUUCUAUUUAUCUAUUCAAUAAUGAAAUACUAAUCCAAAAAAACAAAAAAAAAAUAUAUAAGAAGAAAUAACACAUAUGAAAGUUUGAAACAAUCUACUUGAUGAAGAACAAUUAUACUCUAAUAUUAUUAUGUUUGAACAACCUUAGUGUACUCGAUAAUAUAAAUUUAUGAAGCUAAAAGUUUAUUUUUUUAAUAACUUGUGAAAUUUUGAAAUAACCAAUUUAAUAAAAAAAAUAUACGGUAAAAUUAUUAUGUUCUAAAAAUUAAUAGAUACACCUCAUAUAUAUUAUAAUAUAUACCAAUUUAGAAAUAAAACAAAAUGUUUAUAUAAAAAUAAAUGAAAAUAAACACCCGCGCGGUUGUGCGGGUCGAGAUCUAGUAUAUGGAUUUAAGGUGCAAUAGAUAUUUGGUAGAAUGAUAUUUUUGUUUUCUAGUUUUUUAUCACAUGGAUUUUGAAAAUCACAUGGAUACAUAUAAUAUUUUGAAAGUUGAGUCUUAUGAGUAAAAAUGAAUAGAAUUCAUCUCCCAAAUAACAUUAGAUUUAGUUAGAAUUAUUGAAUUAAAAAUAACUAACCUUUUUUAAUAACAAUAGAUUUUGAAAAUUCUUAAACCAAUAACAAUGGAUUCUACUAAGAUUUUUGAAAUCGAAGAACCAAUAACAAUGGAAUCUCAAAAUUUUCAAAGUUCAUGAAAAUUCACUUACCAAUAAUCCCCCUUUAAUGUGCAAUCUGAUGUGAUCAAAAGCAACAUUCUCUAUCUUAGUUCUAUACAAAAAGAAAAAUUAUUUAAAAACCCGUAUGAAGUUCUCCCAUUGGAGGAAGAAAAAUUUAUUUGCACUAACAAAGGUUCUUAACAAAUCAAAUCAUCUUAUUAACCACUAAUUUAAUCAUAAAAACUCAUUAGAGGUACUAAUGGAUGGACUUGCUCUUACAUACGCGCGUUAAAUUUGAGAACGCACGAGCGGUUGACUCGCGCGUGGACUAAUCGUCCUUUGGUUUUGUGCUAAACCUCGCUUCUGGUCUGUCCCGAUCCCAAACCGGGAAAAUAGGCUCGUUCCGACCGAACACGCUUCUUCUCUCUCACUUCUGUGUCAGAUGAUUGCGAUCAGAAACAGAUAUUUCGUUAAAGAUAAUCCCAAAAUAGGAAAAGUUUUGGAAAUGAUGGAAGUUUUAAGUUAGCCACGCGAGAGAUAUUGAAAACAUGUGGCUAGUGUUGUGCAAAGAGACCGAGUCACCCGAGCAUCUUCUCCCUCACGCCCACUCCGACCUAACCAACCAAACCUCGCCACGUUAUCUAUAAUCCGAGUUCCCGUGAGUUAGGGAUCUUUACUUGAAUGAACCAGACAUGACCGCAGAGUCACACACACCCACACACACACAAGUUUUGUCGUCCCCUCGUAUGGAAUCCAUUGUGGGGCGACACAAACAUAAUAUCUUCUUUUGCUUCUGCUCUUCUUGAUCUUCUGUCAAGAUUCGUUUUAGCUCCCCAAAUAUAUUUAAAAAGAAAAGGUUAUAAUCAUUUGGACGUGGGAUUGAUCUAAAGUGUUGUUAGAUCUUUGAUAUUCAGAAGGUACACAAAAGAAAGAAGAUCUAAAGAUGGGAGGAAUGAAAGAUGAGGCAAACAGGAUAACAAUUCCUCCAUUGUUCCCAAGAGUUCAUGUCAAUGAUACUGGAAGAGGAGGCUUGCCUCAGCCAUUUGAUGGCAAAUCAAAACGUUACCCUCUUCCUUCUCCGACCAACAAGAUCUGCGAUUCUCCUUCCACACUCUCUCUGUCUCUUGCUCCCCAAGCCAACAACACCCGUCGCCAUGGUCGACCUGAAAAGAGUCAGUUUACACAAAUCUGCAACACUUCUCCAGCAUCAAAGUUUGAGGGGAAGGUGAAUCAUCCAAGUGCCAGGGGAUCAUCAGUUACUAAUACUAAGCCUAGUUCAAUAAUACAAAAUGAGUACCAUUUCAAGAACCUUACCAACUUGGAUUCUCUUAAGGCUCCUCUUGUUAGACGCUCAGAAACAAAUCCACAAGCAAACACAGAUUUAUCACUCCAGUUUUGUACUAGUAGUAGCAGCAUAGCUGGAGGAGGUGGAGAAGCUGCUGGUUCCAAGGUUGCCCUGGACAAUCUUCAAAUUCGAGAAUUACUUUUGCAAGAUGAAAGCAAGAACAGGUCUCUCAAUAUGAUGAAAACUCAGUUGUAUAGAAGAAGAGCCGUUGAUGUAUCUAACGUUGAAACUCAAAAGAAGCUCAAAACCGUGCCUCCACGUGAACAAGAUGUCUUAGACCGUUCUGCCAUAGACUCUUUGUCUGGUAUGAGUGCUUCAUCUAAUGAUGUUGCAAGAGUGAUAGGUGACAAGAUGUUUUGGAAGAUGAGAACUUAUAUGAUCAACCAGCAGAAGAUCUUUGCAGCACAAGUAUUUGAGCUUCAUAGGCUGAUAAUGGUUCAAAAGAUGGUUGCAAAAUCACCAAACCUGGUUCUUGAAAGUAAGCUUAAUGGCCUAAGAAGUGGUUCAAUGGUUGCUUCAAAGGUUAAGAAACCAAACACAGAGAAUCACAAACCUGUAACUGAAGAAUAUCCAGAACAUAUGAAACCAAAGCUUCCUCUACCUGCCAUAACCAAAGAGCUCAUGAAGCCAAUUUGGCAACAACAGCUACUUCCUCCUCCUGGAAACCAAUGGUUAGUUCCUGUAAUGUCUCCUUCAGAAGGUCUGGUCUAUAAACCAUACGCAGGACCAUGUCCUCCUCCUCCUUCAGCCUUCAUGGUUCCAAUCUAUGGACAAGAUUCGCUUGACACAUCAGCAUUCAAGUUCCCUGUUUCUACUCAGUUUAGCCACAACUACUUCCCACAGCCGAACGCUAGGACAACAGUACUUGACCAGACAAACCCGUUUGGUCAGCUUCAAAGAUGGUCUAGCACAUCGAGCCACAUGACUCAAGCCAUUCCAUUUUCUUUAAAGAAGUCUCAGGAAUCUAAUGACAGUGAUGUACAUGGAAGUACAGCUUCAAGUCCACCAGAGAAGCAUAAAUUCGAUGUACUUCCUCUAUUUCCUACAGAGCCUACUCAUCACAAUGAUGAGCAUGAGCAGAAACAGCAACCUCUGCACCGUGCCAUUAAAGCCAUUCCUCAUAAUUCAACAUCUGCCUCUGAAUCUGCUGCAAGAAUUUUCCGUUCCAUUCAAGAAGAAAGGAGGGACUCAGAUCAUAUGAUUAGGUAGUUUUUCUUUACUUUCAACAUUCCACAUUCUUUUUGCUCUAUAAUUGCUUCUUUAAAUCUAGUUAAGUUUUCCAGUGUAUUCUAUUUAAUCUUCAUGUGAAGAUGUAACAUAAACACACACACACACACACACACACAUAUACAUUGAUAUUGUAUUUGACAAACAGCUAAUAAAAGAGAGAAGUUUUUGUUCCAUUAAUAACAAUUCAGUU
This is a messenger RNA of Brassica napus (rape), 3844 nucleotides long. Its product is annotated as protein HEADING DATE 3B-like. NCBI's taxonomy places the organism in Eukaryota, Viridiplantae, Streptophyta, Magnoliopsida, Brassicales, Brassicaceae. Gene Ontology annotation, biological process: regulation of photoperiodism, flowering. The coding region runs from base 2023 to 3633 and encodes 536 amino acids. The record is from RefSeq and is a predicted model, not a curated record. The transcript is spliced from 5 exons.